Messenger RNA from Yarrowia lipolytica CLIB122, 498 nucleotides. RefSeq lists its product as uncharacterized. The record is from RefSeq and is a predicted model, not a curated record. Gene Ontology annotation, biological process: mitochondrial electron transport, succinate to ubiquinone; tricarboxylic acid cycle. Lineage: Eukaryota; Fungi; Ascomycota; Dipodascomycetes; Dipodascales. Gene Ontology annotation, molecular function: ubiquinone binding; heme binding; succinate dehydrogenase (quinone) activity. Gene Ontology annotation, cellular component: membrane; mitochondrial envelope.
AUGCUCAGAUCCACCCUCCGACUGUCCACCCCCGCCUUCAAGGCCGGCAUGACCCCCCAGCUCAUGAUGCGAUCUCCCAUCGCCAUGCGAAACCACAAGAUGUUCGGCACCAUCCCCCAGCCUCCCGGAGGCAUUGUCGGCACCGUCAACGACGCCGCCCCCGUUCCCCCCGCCAACCCCACCAAGGGCUCCUACCACUGGACCUUUGAGCGAAUCCUUGUCGUCGGCCUCAUCCCCAUGACCGUGCUGCCCUUCGCCACCGGCUCCAUCUCCCCCGUUCUGGACGCCACUCUCGGUGCUACUCUCCUGAUCCACUCUCAGCUUGGUUUCGAGUCUUGCAUUACCGACUACAUCCCCAAGCGAGUCUACGGCUCCAUUCACAACUACGCCAUGUACCUGCUGUACGGAGGAACCGUGGUUGGUCUCUACGGUCUCUACAAGCUCGAGACUGAGGAUGUCGGCCUCACCGGAACCAUCAAGAAGAUCUGGAACGCUUAA